GCAGUAUUUUAUGCAUAAAACGAUGUACUGUGAAAUGAGGUUUUGUUAACAGAUUGGAGCCAUUUCACUAUUUGAUUAAUGCUACCUGUAGGCCUAUAUAUGGAUCUCAUCUUUUAAAUGGACUCAUCUUUUAAAUAUAAACUAAAAAAUAAAUAAAUUUGACCUUCCUUUUAAAAUUUGGACCAAUCUUUUAUCAAUAUUAAUUGUAAUUCUAUUUGUAAUUGUAAUAAUACUGACAUUGAUAAUGGUAAUUUACGGUAAAAUAUAGUACCUAUAUUCCAUUUUAGCAGAAUAAAAGGCAGUGGCGGCUCUAGGAUAUAUUUUCUGGGUGGGUGGGGGGCCUAAGUUGUCCGACAGGGGUACGGGUUGACUAAUGCUAAUAAUUUUCUCUGUGGCCAAAAUGAAUUCCCCUUAGUAACAGAAGUAUCCCCUAGAAGAAGUACCGGUAACCCCUUAAAAUUCAAAAUUUAAUUUUCAUUUUUCAAUUUGUCAAAUUUAAGGAAGCAUUUAAUACACAUCGCUUUGUAGGAAGUACCAACCCCAAUUCACAGAAACCCAAAGGAAGAAAUAAAUAAUCCUUUGUAUAAUUCAAUGAUUUACUAUCAGUCAAAAGACAGGAAAAUACCUCAAAAUUCACAUACUAAGUCUUUUUUCACCAAUUUAAAGAGACAUAUACUACCGACUCAUUGCAACCGAUCGCAGCAGAGUGUAGUCUGACCAGAGGUUAUUACUAAAAUCCUUAAAUUGAUUGAUAGAAUCUAAUAAUCCUAAUAAUUUAUUUUAUUCUAAUGAAUGAGCUAUUCAUUUUUUUAUAGAUAUUUUCCUAUAUUUUGACUGAUAUUACAUCAUUAAAAGCGAAAAUGAAACUGUCAGCAGAAAGAUGCUGUAACAACAAUAAGCGAAUUUUAAAUCCAAAUGAAUUGGAAAAGGCAAAAAAAAUUGUUAACCUAUCAAUAGCAGUCUGCACAGGUUAGUAUUAGCCUUGAAUUCCAGGUCUUAAUUUUGGUUAGUAAUUCUGUAAUAUAUAAUUCUUUUAAUGCUAUCAGUGCGCGCCAUUCCAAAUUUAAUUGGCGUCCCAUAUUCUAUUGUUCUCCAAAUUAGCUCACUCGUUGAUGGCGCUGCUCAGAAUGCGGAAACGCUCGAUACGCUCGAAACCGUAAUUUGGUCGAUCGUGGUGCAAAAUGUAAACAGAAAGAGGGGCGUUCUUCAUCGAGAUUACGUACAAAGGAGGAUGGAUUAUUCUGGUAUCUCCUGGUCAACUCUUCCAGAGCAUAUUCUAGUCACAAUCUUUUCCUAUCUACCAAUCAGCGAUCGAUUUCAUGCUGCAGUUGUCUGCAAGGGUUGGCAAGACUCUUUCAAUUCUCCUUACCUCUGGCAUUCAUUCAAGUUCUCAUUCAUUCAGCCGUCAGAUUCAAUUCAACUGAAAUUCUUGGAGAAAUACGGAAGACAUCUAAGACAUGUUGAGAUAUCCUGCGACCAGACACAACAAGAGAACUGUAGCCAAUCAUGUCAAGUUCUUACUCAUUUAGCUCGAACCAAUGAAAGGAGACUUGAAUCUAUCGCUGUCCACUUUAUCAAAGAAAAUCCAUUAUUUUUUCGAGGAGAUCUGUUUCUAUGUAGUCUGGCAGAAUUAUUUGGACCUACUGAUCCAAAGACAGAUGUUGUAAAUACACUUAAAUCAGUGAUCCUAGCGCGACUAGCUGUGACUUUUGAAGAUGUUCUUUUAAAUCUAUUAGCAGAUAAUCACAGCACCAUCCACACACUCAACAUACAAAAUGUCUCACUCACGUGUUCAAUUUCUUCACAUUGCAUGUUGAACUUUGUUGAGAAAUGCCGUCAAUUGCAAAGGCUCAGCUGCCACUACAAAAGCCUCUCAAAAGAUGUGUUUGAAGCUCUUGCAACACCCAAACGAAAACCAUUAAAAUUCCUCUCAAUCGCGUGCACACGCGAGAAUAAGUACCACAUGGAAAUUCCAGAAAGUUCUUGGGAAUCUCUAGUGCAGGUGUCACCGGAUCUUGUUGUCAAUAUGAAAUUUGAUCACACAAUCGAGAAACAUCGCAUUAGAAGAAUUCUGUGUUAUGUGAUUCCAUUGACUCAGUUGUCAAUGACAACAAUGACGGAACUUCAUGAAGAGGUUCAGUUGGCUGCUGAUUUCUUCCAUGCGACACUGGAGAAGCUUGUAAUCACAACCAAAGGAAGUCCAGAUCUGAAGAGGGAGCUGUUAAGGCUUGUUUCCAUGUCAUCAAAUUUAAAGGUGCUCCAUUGCUUCUGUGCCCUUGACCCUGAAACAAUUUCCCGAAUUCAAGUGCUCCGGCCACAAUUAACUGAUACCAUUUUAAGGACAGCUGAGGAGUUUGAAGAGGAAGGAAGGACGUUGAUUGGACGGGAGGCUACUAGCUCUAUCAUAAUGGGCCCCUGAGUUGAACCUCAGUAAUUUGUAAACAUUAAACAUUCAUCAGUCCAAUUACUGUUGACAUCACCACAACGACAACAAAGGCUCACAUUUUUACCGCAAGCACUCAUUUUUUUUGUAUUUUUUAAUGAGUGCAAAUAAAAAAAAUUACUAGUUUCUUGUCCCAUCCAUUUUCUCUGCUUCACCACCAAAAUGGGGAUAUGUAUGGUAUGAAUCAUGUCUGCCUUCAAUGUGUCUACUUGGAAAAAGUAGUACAGUAGUUGUUUCCCAUCGACCAUCUUGGGGAAAAAAGUGCUCUCAUUCUUUUUUUCUUUUUUUUCAAAAUAGUAGGAUAAGAAACUACUUUUUUUUUUUACGUGGCCUUUUGGUGAAAUUAAUUUACUUUUAAUUUUUUUCUCACCCUCCUGAAGAUGCCAUAUCAGUUGUGAUUUAAUUGAUCACAGUUGUUUUAUUUGAAACAGUUUUCAAAUAGUGCUAAUUGAUUUUUGCACACUUUUUAAGUUUUUAAAACUACAUCCAACAUGGCCACUGAUAAUGUUAACACAAUCUGUACUUUUUUUUUAUUCCUAUGCAAUAAGAAUUCUUAGUAAUUACAGUGGUGGGUGUAUUACCUAUGUUGUGAGAUGCUGAGCUUUACUGUAAAAAAUUUAUUUUUGUGAAAUUUUUUAUUGUGAAUGAUUGCAUUGUUGCAAUCAGAUGAAUUUUCAUAUGCUCGCAAAAUUUAACUUGAAUAUGAGAUGCAUUGUUAAAACCAAAAUGAUAUUUCAAUAGAUUUACUAUGUUUGAAUUUGUUAAAAUAUAGAGCUCAGUUGCUGGUGUACUGUGCUGAAAACUGUGAAUUUAGAGUGUAAAUGUGCUAAAAACAAGAAGCAGAAUACCAAAGCGUACUUGAAUAUCAAUCUGAAAUUAUACAUAAAUUAAGUUUAUUGGAGUAACAACACUCCCAAACAAAGUGCCUUACAAUUGAAAAAAAAAUUCCAUCUAAACUACCUUCCACGACACCAAUCAUGUAACAGAACAUGUCUCUAACUGAUGCUUUACAAAAAGAUGUAUUUAACCCACAGUUUAUAUUAUUUAUAGAAUGUAUUGAAAAACAAAAUUAUCAAAAAGGAUUUUUGUUUGUAGUGUUGUGUUGAAUGAUUGAAUUGAAUGAAGCACCAUUGAUACUACAAUUAGUGGCAAUGAAUAUAGGAAAUACAAUAUAUUUAUAAUGGUAAUAUUUGUUAUAUUAUGUAGAAGGAAUGUCAUUUUAACAUUAGUGUUUUUGAGGUUUAUCAAGAAUCAAAAGCCAAUAUGUAUUCAGGAAAAA
Messenger RNA from Anneissia japonica, 3722 nucleotides. RefSeq names its product F-box/LRR-repeat protein 8-like. Bases 1037 to 2419 code for a protein of 460 amino acids. Gene Ontology annotation, molecular function: protein binding. NCBI's taxonomy places the organism in Eukaryota, Metazoa, Echinodermata, Crinoidea, Comatulida, Comatulidae. The transcript is spliced from 3 exons. The record is from RefSeq and is a predicted model, not a curated record.